AUGGAACAAGAAUCAGGACAUCAAGUAAAGCAACAAAAAGCAGGAACAUCAACUGAAACUACAGCAGACCUUGUAAUUGAGAAUCGUAAUGUAGUGGACGUUUUACAUCGCCUCGACGCCAACUCCAACAAUAUUGUCUCUACUUCUUCUGUGCCAUCAUCAAGAAAAUCAAAAGAAAAGAAAGCGAAAAUGUCAUCAACACCAAGAAGUCCUCUGAUGAGUAUGGCCAACAGUGUGAAGAGCAAACUCACUAAAAUCACACAUUUGGGAAGGAGUUCCGAGAGCAGUUCCUCGUCAAAUAUCAAAACGAGCCAAAGCUUUUCUGGAAUCCGUCAACCAAAACAAGUUCCAAAACGGAUUGAUCAAAACGCAAAUCGGGUCAUCAAAUCGUCGUCUAUGGAAGUACCCUCGACAUCAAAGGUUUGUAUUCCACAGGACCCAACUCCCCUUGUCGACGAUAAAAUAGAGGAAAUCUCUGAAGCAGGUCUCAUCUCGAGAAGUGAAAUGGCACCUCCGAAACCAAUGGAACACGUCUGUGUGAAAUUGGAAGAAGACGUUCUUGUUGUCACCAAAGAGUUCGAUGAACGGUAUCCAGGGCAGAAAAGAUCGGCAAGCCCUGACCCACCAGCAGUGGAGGAGAGUCAGACAAUGUCAGAAUUGGAUCAGAUUCCAUCUGAAACAGUUGUAGAGACAAUUUCGGAAGAAUUGGAUAAUAAUGCAAAUCAGAAAACACCUGGACCAGUUCGAAGAGUCAUUAAGGAGACGACAACAACUACGGUCACAACCACAACAUUCUCGGAGAGCAGUCCGGUUCCAAUAAUCGAAAAGAUGGAAUUCGUGGAAAAGCAGGAAUCUAUUCUUGUCCCAAAAUCUCAUCUAGAUACUGCUGCUAUUCAUGUGGAUGUUCCUGCUCCUGUCCACAUUCCGGAAGCUGUUGUCAGUCCGAAAAAUGAGAGAUUCGUGUCACCUGAAAGAUAUGUUCUUCUCGUCAAAACUCCCGAAGCACUCCGGAAGCAUAGAACACUGACUAUUGGAGAGAAAGAUCAAAAUGAUGUGAAACCAGAAGAAGAGAUUCAGUACACUAAAAUGGAAACUGUGAAGUUCAAGGAGAUCAAAGAAAAAGUAAAGUAUGAGGAACCGGUGCCCAAGGAAAAGUUCAUUUUGACUGUGAAGACUCCAGAAGCAAUCAGAAGACAUCACACGUUCACAAUCAGAGACAAAUCACCCGAAGAAGAGAUGAAAAUUACCAAAUCUCAGUCGGAUGUGCAUGUCAGUAAGAAACUGGUGAAACAGACAUCGGAACCGGAAAGAAAAACACUUGAGAAGGAUUUAUUCAAAGAGAAAGAAGACGUUGUUCCCGAGCCAAAGUUUGUGAUCGUCAUGAAGACUCCAGAAUGUCUCAGAAGACAUCACACAUUUACUAUUGGAGACCGUCCGAAGAGCCCAGAUUAUCCGUACAUUGAGGAAGGAGAAAUCACUGAACCGAUUGCAACGAUUGGACCACCAGCCGAUAGAAGGAAGAAGGAAGAAGAAAAAGAAAAGAAGAAAAAAGAAUGGGAAGAAUAUGAGAAACCACCCCCAGAGAAGUACAUUCUCACGACUACAACUCCAUUAGCCAUUCGGAAAUAUCAGACGUUUGUUGUCGAAGCGAAAGAAGAGAAGGCGAUUCCUCAAUCGAUGAGUGCAGAUGCUGUGAUGAUGACAAAGAAGGGAAAAGUGCAACGAUCGGAGUCAACGGAUUCAAAGAAGCACAGCUAUUUGCGGAGAUUGCAGUUCGAGUUGUUCCGGGGAAGAAGCAGGGAACGGAAAACGGAGAAGCAGGAGAAAAGACAGAAAUCGCUGGAUGAGAGGAAGCCAGAAUCAACACAAAAGUACAUUCUUUCGACAACAACUCCCAUAAUGAUGCGGAAGUACCAGACAUUUGCGAUUGUCGACGGAAAACCAAAAGAUGGAGAACUUGCGAACUUGCAGUCCAUUGAAUCGUCUUAUCAGAAACAAGUUCAAAAGGACAUGUCUUUCGAGGAAGAAAAAACAACCUCUCCAGCAAAGACUUCUGAUUUUUAUUCGAUCACUGCAACAACUCCAUUGACGAAGAGGAAGGUCGUUGUAGAAGAAACUGUGACAUCAUCUGUUCACCAAUUAUCUCUUGACGAAGCUAUCGGAAGUCCAACAAAGAAACCCAUCUCUCCUGAGCCACGUCAUCUAUUCGUAAUGGGCGGAAGGCGUUCGACGACACCUCAAGAGGAGCGGAAAGUAGAGAAACUACACGAGCCUCCAAGGAAUUUGAAAUUGGAUACUGACAGAAGUCAGUCGGAUAAUGCUGAACUUCUCGAGGAGAGAAAGUCAACCAUGUCCGGAGAUCUAACAUCUCCAGAAGAAGAUAUUCCAAUGGAUACAAACUUGACUCCAACUACAGAAGACGUUAUGGAAGCAGUGAUUAUUUCAAGAAGAAUUGAAGGUUUGAUGACAUCUCCAAUUGAAGAAGAGCCGGAAGGUGUAACAUCUUCUAUUCGUGACUUGUCAAUUAAAUCGUUGGAGAAGAAAAGAAACAGCGAUUCGGAAAGACCUGCUCCUGUAUUCACGCCCCCUAGUCCACCAAAAGACAAGCCAUUCCCAGUGAUGACUGUUCCCAAAUCCACCUCGACGUCUUCAUCUGAUUCCGCUCAUCCGAUGACUUCUUCCUCAAGCUCUUCUAGAAUAAAGCCAACUCAACUUCCAAUCAAAAAGACUAUUCAAGUUGUGGAUCCAAUGCAUAUUGUCGAGUUGAAACCGGAACAAAAGUCCAAAAAAGAGGCUUUGGCCUCAAAGUCUCUUCGUAAUGCUGGAAAGAUGCUCACUCCGUCGUUCUUGAGGAAGGAGAAGAAGGGUCCCAAGAAAUCUCUCUACCCAAAAACUACAUCAAACGGCCGCCAACACAUUUCCGAGAAGCUGGAAAGAAAAGCCCCUCUGGCAGAAGGAGAAUCUUCAGUUGUUGCAAACUCUCCGCUCGUUGAGAAUCUUCCAGUGACGUUCGAGAAAUGGAGCAACAAGAGCCCUCGAUUAAGUGUGAAACACUUCAGUGAAACCAUCAUUGAAGAAGGUCUCGAUGCGAAUGCAAAUGCAAUGUCUCCACAAUUGGAGCAUCGCGCUAUUCCUUCUUCUCACCAGCAAGACAACGCAGGACUCAUUGACGAUGACAUUCUUGAUCAACCAAUGCUCGUAGGAGAUACCUUCUCCCAUUCAUCAUCCAUCGACUGUAUUUCCGCACAUCAAAGAAUGAACGAAAGCAUCAUUUCGAUCGAUCGUUCGAUUGCUCCUAAUGAAUCAAGGAGCAGCAAUCAGCCCACCCAAAACAAUGUGAACAGGAACACAUUCAACGAGACGAACCUAGAUCGCCAAAUCGAUGCAGGCCGUUCUGAAGUUCAGGACAUAAAAACUCAAUUGCAGAAAUUGAACAGAUUAGUGAAUGAGAUGGGAGUGAGUGGAUGGGAAGAAGAGUUGACCAGACUCCGUUGUGAAAAUGAGCAACUUCGGAGGGAACUUGCCGAACGAGAUGCCACAAUUGCUGCUCUCCAAUCACAAACUGUAUCUUCUUGA
Molecule: messenger RNA, 3576 nt
Organism: Caenorhabditis briggsae
Lineage: Eukaryota; Metazoa; Nematoda; Chromadorea; Rhabditida; Rhabditidae
Exons: 15
Coding region: 1-3576 (1191 amino acids)
Source: RefSeq, a predicted model, not a curated record